AUGAGUUCAGAUGACGCUCGCUAUGAUGACAAUGUGCGACUGCGACAAGUUCUCAAGAGCCAAGAGGACCGGUUAUUCUUGUCCCGAGAUUCCGAUCUUACGAUUGUCGAGGUUGUCCAGCUCUCAAAGACAAAGGCAACUGCUCCCCAAGGUUUCAUAAGCUCUUUUGCCAAGUCAGCACAAGAAUUACAAAACCUAAUUUCAGUACUGGACUUUGAGAAUAGCGAUGUUUUAUUCAUUCUCCGACAAAGCUGCACCUGGGGUCGCUUCAUGCUUACUCCGCAGGCCUUUGAUGAGAUCCUCAACAAGAUCCAAUUUUCGUAUGCGUUUUUCGAUAUCCUCCAAACGUAUGGCUUUAAGCUUCGCGAUGAUGAACCAAGAUUUGGCUGCUGGAACAUCCAAUAUCAACCCCAACUAAUAGAUCAAGACGAACCUGGAUUCGAUAAGGCAUUCCACUCUCGAGUCGGACCUAAACUGGCUCAUAUCUUAAGCCAUCGUAAUAAUCAGGCAUUGAUCCAGACAAGCGAGCAUGUUCGACAGUUGGUUGAAAGCGCCAAGGUUGAGGGUCAAAAUAUCCAAAACAGCCUUCGAAGUUCACAAGACGAUUCAAAGACAAUCAAGAUGUUGUCCAUUAUUGCAGUGCUGUACUUACCUGCAUCUCUAGUCGCGUCUGUUUUCAGUACCGGACUGAUACAGUACGGCGAAUCGGACGACCGAGGAAGUGUCCAUCUUUCGACAAGUUUUUGGCUCCUCCCCGUUCUGACGCUGGCGCUAUCAUUUAUCACGUUCAGUAUCACCCAGAUCGUUCUUCGACUGUGGCAUUAA
Molecule: messenger RNA, 825 nt
Organism: Fusarium poae
Lineage: Eukaryota; Fungi; Ascomycota; Sordariomycetes; Hypocreales; Nectriaceae
Exons: 7
Coding region: 1-825 (274 amino acids)
Source: RefSeq, a predicted model, not a curated record